Molecule: messenger RNA, 5443 nt
Organism: Mercenaria mercenaria
Lineage: Eukaryota; Metazoa; Mollusca; Bivalvia; Venerida; Veneridae
Product: neuroendocrine convertase 2-like
Exons: 20
Coding region: 250-2682 (810 amino acids)
Biological process (GO): protein processing
Cellular component (GO): Golgi membrane; trans-Golgi network
Molecular function (GO): serine-type endopeptidase activity
Source: RefSeq, a predicted model, not a curated record
AAGGUGUUCGGGAACUGGUACUUAUUCACUAUACCGAAGACAGAUUCCCUUGUACCGAAAGAUGUCCCCGACAUCCAGAUAAAUUUGAAGAAAGCCAAAAAGCUGGACAGAAAAGUCAAAUUCAUAGAGCAAGAAAAAUACCGAAAAAUGAAGAAAGCGUCUUUCAAAAUUAACGAUGAGAAAUGGCCAGAACAAUGGUAUUUGCAUCCUUCGCAAACACCUAGUAUGAAUGUUUAGAAAGCGUGGGAAAUGGGUUUUUCCGGAAGAGGUGUCACAGUGGCCAUAGUCGACACCGGGAUAGACGUAGAUCAUCCGGACCUGAUUAAAAAUUAUAAUGCUUCAUUAAGUUAUGACUAUGUUACAAACAGUUCUGAUCCCUCUCACAAAGGUCAAGAAGAAGGCCAUGGUACCUUCUGCGCGGGCAUUGUAGCCGCCGCCAAAGACAAAAACUGCGUGAUUGGAAUUGCAUACGAAAGCACCCUUGCUGCAAUACGAUAUUUAGAAAGCGAAGACGAGGAAGCAGUUACCUGGGCGUCUAGAGAGGCGAUGUCUCUCACACACAAGUACCAGUAUAUUGAUAUAUAUAGUAACAGUUGGGCGCCGUUUCGUGAUAAUAACAUCGAGCCGCUUGAAAACAUCCUUGUUGAGGCUUUACAGCUUACAAUUAAAGAGGGAAGAAAUGGAAAGGGUACAAUCUAUACAUUUGCUUCCGGUAAUGACGGACCAGACGAUAGUUGCAGUGCGGAUGCUUAUUCAAGUAGUAUGUAUACCAUAUCAAUCGCUGCUGUGACCCAGGCAGGAUCACAUGUAUCAUAUGCUGAGCCGUGCACAGCUAUUCUUGCUGCUACAUUUAGUGGUGAUGAUAAUUUUCCAUAUAUUACAACAACAGGUCCUAAUCAAACAUGUAUUGAUGACUUUGAUGGAACCUCAGCUGCCUGUCCUCAGGCAUCAGGCAUCAUUGCUUUGACACUUCAAGCAAACCCAGAACUCACCUGGAGGGAUAUUCAACACAUGAUAGUUGAAUUUUCAAACAACACAGACCUUUCUCAUUCUACGGAUGAUUUAGAGUUCUACAUAAAUGGAGCAGGAAAACAAGUCAGCAUAUGGACUGGAUUUGGACUCAUGGAUGCACAGGCAAUGGUUGAAAACGCCAAAAUUUGGCCAAUCGUUCCUCCAAGAAUAUAUUGUGGGUCUGACGACAUUUUCAUCAGUAGAUUUGAAACUGGUGCGGAAUUCAGUGAAUAUUUCAACGUAAAGAAUUGUCUUAUUAAAUAUCUCGAACAUGUCCAGGUUCAUUUAGAAUUCAGUUCCUCGUACCGUGGUGAUGUGGAAUUUUUACUUGUUUCGCCGAUGGGAACUAAAAGCCUAAUAUAUCCCACCCGCCCUUUUGACAAUUACACGUACUUGACAUGGGGCAUAUUCAUGUCCGUGCAUUCGUGGGGAGAGGAUCCCAAUGGGGAUUGGGAACUGAUAAUGAAUCCUGUGAAUUCGAGAAUGGAUUUGUACCUGCGUUCAUGGGCACUCGAUUUAUAUGGUACAGCUACAGAUCCUCUAGCCGGUAUCCCACCUGCUGGAACAUUCGGUAGUCCCUGUAAUGGUACGGCGUCUUGUACAUCUGUUGUGAACGGUGGUUGCCUGCUGGAUAAAGAGGAAUUGUGUGACAACAUAUGUGUUCCUUGUAAAGACGGGUACCAUUUCAGUGGUGAUUUUUGUGAAAAAGACUGUCCACCUCUAUAUUUCAUUGAUUAUGGUUUCGUGAACGUAUCUCGGACUUUGGAGGGCAUCUAUGCAAUUUAUAGCUGUGAGGAAGGGUAUGCAAUCAUUGAAGGAGAUGUAACCAGAACAUGUGGUAGCGAUAGCGUGUGGACUGGCAUACAACCUACCUGUGAAGUUGACUGUGGACUUCUGGACGACCCAGCUAAUGGAGCUGUGUUUUUCCUUAACACAACUUAUGACUACGACGCCAACUACACAUGCCAUGAAGGUUUUAGCAUACGUUAUGGAGAUGAAACCCGAAUAUGUUCAGAAGAAGGGGAAUGGACAGGAAUCAAACCGACCUGCAGUCGAGUAUGUAGACAGCCAGAGAGUCCUGAAUACGGUCAUGUAUAUUUCAUCAACACUUUCGUAGAUUCUAAGGCAAUAUUUACUUGCAAUAGUGGCUAUACUCUUACUGGAGGGGAUGCAGAAAUAGUCUGUGGUUCCGAUGGUAAAUGGUCAUCAGGAGAGCCUGUAUGUUUAAAAGACUGCUGCUCACUGGAGCCUCCAGCAAAUGGAAAUGUAAACUUUAUAUCCACCACGACAUGGUCGAUCGCGACAUAUACAUGUCUGACUGGCUAUGCUGUUAGUUCAGGAAAUUCAUUAAGAACGUGUUCGUCCUAUGGAAUCUGGACUGGAACAGCGCCAGUUUGUGAUAUAGACUGUGGGCCCCUAGAUUCUCCAGCAAAUGGAACUGUAAUUUCAUCAUCUACAACGAAAGGCUCAACUGCGACGUAUUCUUGCUUGAAUGGUUUAACUGUGAAGUCGGGAGAUGUAUUGAGAGCGUGCGCUUCUGACGGCAGCUGGACUGGAACAAAACCGGUUUGUGGUAAAGGAAAUACGUCAUCAGCGCCCGGCAGUGUGAACAAGAAUUUCGUUGUUGAGACAUGUGUGGGAAUACUAGCUGUUGUGUUUAUGUUUAUUUGAGCUAAGAGCUUGGUCAGUUAGAGCGAGUUGUGUAUCAUGAAAUACAGAUUUACGUUUUAUCAUUUUGGACCUAACGUCGAUAUUCCGUUUUCAUAUAUAUUCAUUGAUAUUUCUGUGCCGAUAUGUGUCGGCAUACUUGAUGGUUUUUAGUUUUUUCUUUCUUUUUGUUUUUGGUGAGCUAGUUAUUGCAUAAACAUAUUAAAUUCGAAAAUAUCAUGUUUCUGAAUCGUAAAGUACCUUUACUUUUAACCCGCCGUUACAUAACUGAAAAACUGUUGAAAAACGGCGUUAAACCCAAAACAAACAAAAAAACCUAUACUUUUGUGUGUGUAAAUAAGUUAAUUAAGUAGCUAUAAGAGAUGCAGCUAAAGUUUCUCCAGUAGUGUAAUGGAUAAAUAUUUUUCAUUCGUUCUACAAAUAAUAGUAAUGAAUAUGUAGUUCUUGAUUCAAACUACUCUGGUUCUGUUGCAUAAUAUAAGCCAUGCUCUUGUCGUUAGAAGUUGCUUAUCAUUAAAACUGUAUUUACUGUAUGUUUAACCAAGAUUAUGUAACAUAUCUAUUGUACGUAUUGUUUCUAUAUGUUGAAUAUUUGAUACGCUUUCUUUCAUAUAUUUUUCUUUUCCUAAGUUAACUCACAUUAAUGGUUUUGAUUGAAUUUUUCAAAUUAUCAUUUGCAUUUGUCAUCUGAUUAAACGCAUUCGUAGAAUUGCAGAAGCUCGUGUCAUAUCGGGUCCUACUUCUUCCACACCUCUUUCUUGUGGCAUGAAUAUCAAACCUUAAUUGAAAUUUGAAUAUGAAAUACUUCAUAGCUCUUUCAAACAAUACUUAACAGUUUUCUCUUGAAGAUGUUAUGAGCGAGUAGUUACUUUUCCUUGUGAAAAAUUGACAAAUUAGACUCGAUUCGAAAUUGCGGUGAUUAAAAUACUGAAAAUGAAACUCAAACUAGUUUAUAGCGUUAAAGGCCUCCAGCCCAUACACAUAUACAAUACAAUUAUAAAUAAUUAACACAAAUGUAUGUGUGUGACUGUACACAGUAUAAUUAUAAUAAACAUGAGAUAAAACAAAUUCAUAAAGACCAGUAAAGUACUAUUUACCAAAAUGUAUAUCUAACUCAUAAUUAGAAUUUGGAAUAUAUAUAUUUGCAGAUAAAUAUUAUGAGACAAUGAUGAAUAAGUACUUUAAAUUGAACUUUACAAUGUCAAAUUACCCAUUUAAUAAGAAAAAAAAUAAAUUAACAUCUUAGGUUUGUAAUUCCUCUAGCUUUGAUAUAAACACAUAUAAACUUUAAAUGCAAGGAAUUAAAGACAACAUUACAUUAAAACGUGCAAAUCGUACACAGAGCAUUAUUAAACUAUACACCAAGAAAAGAUUUUCACAAGGUCAUUGCAUGAAAAAUAAACAUUGCAAGAUUUUUUAACGUUGUUUCAUUUUUUGUUGACAACAGCGAAUUAAACUUCUGUAGGGUAGGAUAAGUAAAAUAAUGUGUAUCUAUGUAUGUUGAUCUAUUAUAAAACUGACAAACCAAUAAGAAGUGGUAUUCAUUUUCUGCAAUAUUUUCACAAUAAAAACAGUAUAUUUGCACUCUUUCUAUACCAAUAUGCCUACCCUUCUCAAUUAUUAGUGUAUGUGAUGAUGUCCUAAAUGUAACAAAGAGAUAUCUAAUUUUUUUUUAAAUAUCUAACACAUCAAGAUAAUUUUCAUAAUUAAAACAGGUCUUAAAAUAUCUAUAAGAUAUGAGUUUUGAACUAUUACUGCAUUCAUUGUUCCAUAUUUGGAUAUACUGGUCUUUUAGUCUAUGAACAUAAUGAUAUAAAAACAAGUUUUCAUGUGGACCACACUGAUUCUCCCAUAUAUAGCCAAAUCCAUCUUUAUACAAAUCUAAUUUUACGUCCGUUACCCAGUUUUUAUAGCCAAACUAUUAUAAUAUAAAAGCAUAUUGAAGUAUUUUCUAACAUAUCCUGUCUGGAGACAAAGUCACAAUUCUACGCCAAUACCCGAUACGUUUAGCAGCAAUAAUUUGCAUCGGAUAUCUUUCACAAGAGGGGCUGACAUAAAUUGUUUACAGGCGUAUGUUUGAAUCCAUACGGUGAAGUCCCCAUAUUUCGGAUCUAUAUAACGAAAUAGGUACAAUUUUUACCUCAAACAAUUUGAAAAACACGUGUCUUGGCAUAGGUAUUAGAUGGUUUAAAGAGGACAAUAUUGAUAUUAAAUCCCUUUUAGCUUUUACAGCCAAACUCUCUGACAUUUUAAACAAUAAUAUUUUACUUGUGAAAAAAGUCCAACAUAGUUGAAGCCAUUUACCACUUCAAAGUCUAUUGCCUUUAUAAGACCACUUCUCAUAUUUCGAAAGUUGUCCACCAUUUUUAAAAACAACUAUUUUAGAUUUUUGGACAUUGAGAGUUAACUUUCACACUCUACAAUAGUAACAUGAAGGCUACAAAUGUUUUAUGAAAGAAUUCAGGAAAUUAUCAGUAACACGAUAAAAGUCCAUACGCAUCAUAUCGUAUGAUAUAUAAAGUAAUGACUUUUCUAGAUAAACUUUUUAUACCGCAUUAUCGAUCAGUUGAUCAGCGUUAUUUCGUGACAUUCUUUAUUAAUCAUAUUUUUUAUUCUUGUAUGUUAUGCUUAUUUUUAUGUUGUUGUUCGAACAAAGUACUUUCUGUACCAUGCCUCACUGUGCGUACCUUAUAACAGAGCAGAUUCUAAAUUGAUGUUAAUCAGACUACAAAAAUUAUACCAAUAAACGAACGUGUUUCUUUUA